CCCGGUAGUUCUGCGUUAAAGAUAUAUGCUCUGACCUUAGAUAACCACAAUCGACCGAAAGCUACUGCAACACACAACCGACUCUUUCAGUUGGUUUAGUCGUCUAGUACGAGCCUUGUCCAGAUUUCGAAAACAUGUCUGGUUCGAUUAAGAAUGUUGCAAUAUUUGGAGCUACGGGAAUGACUGGACUGGCGACCUUACCGCAAGCGGUUGCUGCAGAGUACAAUGUUACCGUUCUGGUGCGUGACCCAGCCAGACUCCCCGCCGACCACAAGGCCUCCAGAGUAGUGGUGGGGGACGUUCUGAACAAAGACGACGUGAAGAAGACCAUGGAGGGCCAGGAUGCAGUCAUCAUCAUACUGGGAACCAGGAGUGAUCUCGGUCCAACUACAAUGAUGUCUGAGGGGACGAGAAUCAUCCUAGAAACCAUGAAAGCCAGAGGGAUCCGUAAGGUCAUUGGAUGUAUGUCAGCGUUCCUCCUGUGGGACCGGUCCAAAGUCCCCCCUCGCCUAGUCCCCGUCACUGAGGACCAUGACAGGAUGUACACAGUCCUGAAACAGUCUGGCUUGGAUUACGUGGCUGUGAUGCCGCCACACAUUGCCGACAACCACCCCCUGACUGAAAAGUACACGGUCACCGAGAACAUGCUGAAGGGAAGGGUCAUCUCCAAACACGACCUCGGCCACUUCUUUGUCAAGUGCCUCGCCACUUCAGACUGGGAUGGAAAGACUGUGGGGCUCAGUGGGGAGUACAGUUAAAACCUUUGACAUGUUCUAAACACAUUUUUUUUUAUAUAGUUUGAGUUUUAUUUGUGCACAAAGUUACUGAGCCUUACUUAUCCAUACAAUUACAUACAUUUCUUAAAGAUAAAAUAAUGAAUAGAGCUAAGGUUAAAUACAGAAAUACAAUGGCCAUAGUCUGGAUCGGUAACACUAUAUUGUAUACACUAUCCAUCUUGUAGAUUGAUGUGUAUCAUUCGACAAUGUGAAAGACUGAAGUAGCAAAAGCUGACUUGUGCUAGUCACAUUACUUGUAUGGAAAGAGAAUGUGACUUUUGUUAUAGAUUUUAUGCUUUUGCCUAUUGGGGUUUGCUAGUUAUUUGAUUUGGAUCAGUAUCAAGGCCUCUGCUCAAUUUAUUAUUGUUCAAUGAUCUUGAUAUUUUUGUAUUAAAAACAAAUGUUGUUAUUGAAUCUUAUUUGAAAUAAAAA
Clupea harengus (Atlantic herring) is the source of this 1208-nucleotide messenger RNA. RefSeq names its product biliverdin reductase B (gene blvrb). Gene Ontology annotation, molecular function: biliverdin reductase [NAD(P)H] activity; riboflavin reductase (NADPH) activity. NCBI's taxonomy places the organism in Eukaryota, Metazoa, Chordata, Actinopteri, Clupeiformes, Clupeidae. The record is from RefSeq and is a predicted model, not a curated record.